Molecule: messenger RNA, 3907 nt
Organism: Eriocheir sinensis (Chinese mitten crab)
Lineage: Eukaryota; Metazoa; Arthropoda; Malacostraca; Decapoda; Varunidae
Product: netrin receptor DCC-like
Exons: 15
Coding region: 1020-2159 (379 amino acids)
Biological process (GO): cell-cell adhesion
Molecular function (GO): protein binding
Source: RefSeq, a predicted model, not a curated record
GGGAUGAGGUGCUCCUGGCCCUCCGGCACACCCUCCUGGGCGGACCAGAGGAUGUCCACUGUGCUGGUCACUCCACACUCCUAUCAAGGCCGUGCUGGACAGGCUCAGUGACGACUCAGACACGUCAAAUAUCUUCCCUCAGAGGCACUGACAGGCUUCUACAGUGGUAGGGCUGAAACGACACAUCCUGGCGGGGGGCACCUUUGACAGCCCAGGACACACCUCCGCCCCGCCAGCAACCUCAUCACCCGACUGCUAGUUCAGGACCCAGCGCAGUGGUCCAACUCAGAAGAGAUUGCUGCCACGAGUACCUGGCUAGUGCCCCCCCUCUUAUGUACUAGCCCUGACCUUCAGCGACGACCCCGACCCCAUGGAGGCUCUUCAAGGUGGUGGAGACCCUGUUGCACGUUCAUCUGGUGGUGGAGUUCCCUGGCGGCGGCGGCGAGCUGUUGAACACCAUCACCUCGGAGGGACGCAUGACGGAGGCACGGGCAGCGGCAGUCUUCACACAGCCGGGCCUCAGACAGUGAGUGCCGGGUGCAGCAGGAGGCGCUAACUCUCCCCUACCCGCUGUUUGUCGCGCUGAACAUUGGCCCGGCGCUUGUGGCUGCCUUCCUCGGCUCUUAUGUGGAGCCCGUGGCUGCCGGCAGUGGCAUCCCGCAGGUCAAGUGUUACCUGAAUGGCGCCAAGGUGUCCUGCGUGGUGAGGAUCAAGACCCUGAUGAGCAAGGCCGUGGGGGUGACCUUCUCUGUGCUGGGAGGCCGGGCCGUGGGGAAGCUUUGCUCAUUGUUGAGGAGAGCAUUGGCCGGGGCCUCACUCAUGAUGGGCAGCCUCACCUGAGGUGGGUCGUGGUCACUUGCCACCCACCACUAGACGCACACUUGAUGAGAAUCUGGUGUUUGGCUUCAUGAUGUGAUUUUUGUUCAGUACUGGAGAGCAAAGGACUCACUCCUGUUCUUGACACAACGGCCUGAGGUCAGGUCGUGGGCAAGGUCUGUGGCCGUGAGCUGACCACCAAGAUGCUGCUGCCCACGGUGCCAGCCAUGGCCAAGGGCAGGGUGGCCAAGACUACAGAUGAUGGGCCACUCCUAGACAAAGAGGACCUGGACACACUGUUCUGCGGCACCAGCAGCAGCAGCCUGCACAUCCAUGGCCUGCAGGAGGAGGACGAGGGGACGUACAGGUGCCGGGCGGAGAACAGGGAGGACUCGCUCGACGCCGUGGCCCACAUACAGGUCCAAGUUGCUCCGAGGUUUCUGAGGCAGCCGGCCAACGCUCUCGCCUAUGAGAAGGAGAACGUGGAGCUGGAGUGCAGCGUGUACGGCCAGCCAGAGCCCUCGCUCCACUGGCUCAAGAACGGCGAGCUGCUGGUGGAGACGGAAUACCUUCAGAGUGUGAGCGGCAACAACCUGCAGAUCCUUGGCCUGGUGCGCCAGGAGUACACCGGGAUGUACCAGUGUGUGGCGCACAGCUCGCCGGGGACGCCCAGCUGUGUGUCCUUGAGUCAAAGAACGCGUCCAGAACGUGAGUGCAGCUCCUCCAGCGAGGGACGGGAUGAAUACAAGACCCAGAUCAGCGACCUAAGUCCCGGGAGUAACUACAUGGUGCGGGCGGCACACACCUCCGGCGGCCUGGUGGGCGCCUCCAUACACGAGAGUCUGAAAGUUGUCUCCACCUCACCCACCAGUCUGGAGGCCACUUGGUCGCCGCCCGUACUGGCCAAAACGCCCAUCACGGGAUACACCAUGUUCUAUACGCAGUUUUCUCCUCAGGUUGGGUCAGCAGAAGAACACGAAGUAAAGGUCACUGGUACGUCACAUGACCUCCAAGGCCUGGACCAGUUCACUGAGCACAGCGUGUGGCUCACCGCCGUCAACAGUAAUGGCGGGGGAGACGCCACCCCGGAGGUCACUGCCAGAACCUUCUCAGACGUGCCCUCAAAGGAGCCUCAGAAUGUGAGCGUUGAGGCUGCCAGCUCAAGGAGCCUCAUCAUCUGCUGGGAGCCUCCGCUGGCCGAGCACCAGAAUGGGAUCAUCACCAGCUGCAAGAUCCGCUACAAAGAGCGCGGCGAGUCAGGUUCCUCCAAGACCAAAGCCACAGACGGAAACAGAAGACUCUUUGCCCUCAAGAAAAGCACCACAUACUCCAUAAAGGUUUAACCCGUCUGCUGCGAUUGGCACAGAUAUCACAUUCACUGGUAACCUGAUAACAUACAGUCCCUGGUCUUUCUCUGCCUCUGUGGUGGAUAAUGGAGUGUUUCCCAUGUGGUAUUGGUGUGCUGGAUAUCUCUUCACUGGUAGCCUGAUAACAUACAGUCCCUGGUCUUUCUCUGCCUCUAUGGUGGAUAGUGGAGUGUUUCCCAUGUGGUAUUGGUGUGCUGGAUAUCCCCUCCCAUGGUGCAGGACUUACCUUUUCUUCAUUGAAUUGUAGCCACAGAUAAUUUUUGUUCUCGCUGUUCAUUUCCCAUUUCCUUCUGGUUCUCCUCCUCCUCCUCCUGUAACCCUCUCUUUCCUGUCCCUACUGAUCAUGUUCUCUUUUUUCCUCUUGCUGUUCCUGUGUUCCCGCCCUGCCAAAUAUUCUCCCGCGUCCUGCUUCUCGGCAUUUCCUUGAGCAGGUUAGUGCAGAGAGCGUAUACAGCUUAGGGUCGGAGAGGCUUUGACGGAGCUCAACCAACGUAAUGUACAGACUGAAGCGACACAGCGCCACAAAGAGAGCCCACGAGACCACAAUUACACACUGUACAUAUAUAACAUAAACUUGGGCGAGGCUGUGGAUUUUGAUGCAGUGGAUGUACAUUUUGAUCCAAUGACCCUGAUAACCUAAAACCGGUGAAUGUAUAGGAGGCGAAGCUACACACGCACACGCACACGCACACGCACACACACACACACACACACACACACACACACGCAAUAAUACAAUACCCGUCAACAUUACAAAGAGAAAGUAUUCUUCCCAUGAUAAAUACUGAUUAAAAAGUCUUGUGUGUGUGUGUGUGUGUGUGUGUGUGUGUGUGUGUGUAAUUCACCUUGGCCUGAUCACGAGUUGGACUCAGUCCCGCCAGCAGGUACCCUCCUGACGUGAACAAGUGCUCAUCAUCAUCGAUCUCUGGGUACUGCCAGGACCUCACACACCACACCCCCCAUCCCCCUUGCUCAAGGGAGGACAGUAACCACUCCUUGUCAACAGAAAGAAUCCGGCCUGAUGGGGGCUCAAACCGCUGCCUGUUUGGCCGUAAAGCCUUGCAGCGCAGCGCUCUACCGAUUGAGCUGUGUGUGUGUGUGCAUGUGUGUGUGUGUGUGUGUGUGUGUGUGUGUGUGUGUAGCCUCGCCUCCUAUACAUUCACUCUGGUUUAGAUUAGCAGCUGCUGCAGUCUGACUCGACUUGCUCUCCUGAUCAUUACUGCCGCAGGAAAUGACAUAACUGUCUUCUCCCACACUCUACCUUCUCUUCCUCGCUUUAUUCUUCAUUAUUAUCAUUACCAGAAGCUUUAUUACUCUGUUCCCCGCAUAAGGAGGACGAGGGGACAGACACAUGCGUUUGGCUUCCUGAUGCAAUACAUAUUAUCAAGGGAAGCAUGAUAGCAAGAGAAUAUUGAGCUACACACAACUUUUACUACCAUUAUUAUUGGCAAGAUUGUCACGUGUAAGGAGGACGGGGAGGCAGGGACAUGGGUUUGGCUUCCUGACACAACACGCAUCAUCAGAGGAAGCAAGGCAGCAGGCGAAUAAUGAGCAGCACACAACUAUACGCAUACAAUUCCAGCACUGCCGCCAGGUAAGAUCACGAGACUAACAAUGAGGAGCCCAACAACAUCGUUACGUCCGCAUUGCAUCGCUUCACAUCUUAUCCGCCCCCAGUUACCAGCGCAUAGAAGCUCCUGCCCUUCCCCAUUACGCGUAUAUCA